UCCAUCCCCCGCCCUCCUCCCUCCCGCAGCCGCACCGAGCCUCAGACCGCGGCGGGGCCGGGCAGGGCCGCACCAUGACCGAGACCACCAAGACCCACGUUAUCCUGUUGGCCUGCGGCAGCUUCAACCCCAUCACCAAGGGCCACAUCCAGAUGUUCGAGCGAGCCCGGGAUUACCUGCACAAGACCGGACGCUUCAUCGUCAUCGGUGGCAUCGUCUCGCCCGUGCACGACUCCUAUGGGAAAACGGGGCUGGUCUCCAGCCGGCACCGCCUGACCAUGUGCCAGCUGGCUGUGCAGUCCUCCGACUGGAUCAGGGUGGACCCCUGGGAGUGCUACCAGGACACCUGGCAGACCACCUGCAGCGUGCUGGAGCACCACCGCGACCUGAUGAAGAGAGUGACUGGCUGCAUACUGUCCAAUGUCAACACGCCCUCCAUCACCCCUGUGAUUGGGCAGCCCCAGAACGAGUCCUCGCAGAACAUCUACCAGAACAACAACAGCACCUCCAGCAAGCCCACUGCAGCAAAGAUCUUGGGGAAGGUGGGAGAAAGCCUGAGCCGGAUUUGCUGCGUUCGUCCGCCCAUGGAACGCUUCACCUUUGUGGAUGAGAAUGCCAACCUGGGGACAGUGAUGAGAUAUGAGGAGAUUGAGCUGCGCAUCUUGCUGCUCUGUGGCAGCGACCUGCUGGAGUCCUUCUGCAUCCCCGGCCUCUGGAACGAGGCAGACAUGGAGGUGAUUGUCGGGGAGUUUGGGAUCGUGGUGGUGCCGCGGGAUGGAGCCGACCCCGAGCGGAUCAUGAACCACUCCUCCAUCCUCCGCAAGUACAAAAACAACAUCCUGGUGGUGAAGGACGACUCAAACCACCCCAUGUCAGUUGUCAGCUCCACCAAAAGCAGACUGGCCCUGCAGCACGGGGAUGGACACGUUGUGGAUUACCUCUGCCAGCCUGUCAUUGACUACAUCCUCAAGAGCCAGCUGUACAUCAACGCCUCUGGCUAAGAGCCCGAGCCCUCGCAGCGAGACAGCCCUGUGUCCCGCCUGCCUGCAGCUCUGCAUCACCCCUCUCUCUCUCUCUCAGUGUCUCCAUCUGUCCCCCAUCCCAUGGCCUCCUGCCCGUGUCUGCCUCUCACCCCCAGCACCAACACUCUGUUGUGCAGCCCUGUCCAGGGAAUGGUUUGGUCUCUUGCUCUGGGGCACUGCCCUGCCCUGCGUGCAUGGGGAGGGAGGGGGGCUGCUCAGGGAGCGACGUGCUCCGUGUGCUCCCAGCAUGUCCCUGGGAAAUGGUCCCCUCAGUCCAUCUUCCCAGCAUGCUCAGGGCAGGGCUGCCUAUUCUGCAUCAUCUUACACAACCUAAGCUCAAUAAAUCUGGGUGGAUUUUUUUUUUAUUAAGUAACUUUAGUGUGAGCCCUUUGAGCCUCUCAGCCCAGUGACCAACCAAACCCUGGCUGGCAGCAGACAGUUGUAACACAACCAGCUCAGUGCCUCACGGCAGGGGAAACCUCCUCAGGCCAGCCAUGAGACAACCCAGCUAACAAAACCCUCCUCCUGCCCCUGAAAAUCAUGGAGAGGGCAUUUCUAAAAGGCAGCAGAGGCCUUGGUGAGCCCUGCUGCUGAAGCAUUAUGGAGAGAAUGUCACAUCUCACCUUCCCCUAGCUGCAAGAACUGAAGCCACUCCCUAAGAUAGUGAAGUUGGGGUGAUGUUCUAUCCCACAGCACCUAGAAAGGGAGCUGCCUUUCAUGGGGCCAAGAAAUUAUAGGGUAGAAAGAAGCAGGUGGCGAGCCAAAGCCUCUGGUGAGAAUUUACCCCAAACCUGGCCGUGUCCAUCCCCAUCCUCUACCCUCCAGAUCUCCAUUUCUGCUCCAUCCAUCUUCUCCUGCCAUUCCUACUCUCUGCCUCUCCUUGAAGAGCUCAUUAAAUGCAUGAUAACCACCCCCUCCCAAGCCAGCCCUGGCUGCUUUGCACAUUCCUUGGGACAAGCCAGGCUCCUGUGGUACUCCCCCUGAUGCCGGGGAUGGAUCCUAGUGGAGAUGCUCACAGUGAAAGCAGGACAGGUAAUGAGAACAGUUACUGGAGUCUUGUGGAGAGGAGGAUUGCUGGAGCAGGGCCGUGUCCUGCAGAUCAUCCCUAGGGCAUAAGGACCCUGAACAGCUCCUGGGAAGGGUCACAGCCACCAGGAAGGUCUGGCCCUCACCUUCUCCUCUCCCUUUGCUCCCUGUAACCUUGGAUCACUUUGGGUACAGUCCUUCUGCUGUGGGUGAGAGUCCUCCAGAGUCUUUCAAGGAAAAAUGUGAAAAUUCUUCUAUUUUGUCCCUUAAAAGUCCAUAAAGCGUCACAAGAAGCUCUCAAGCAAACUCCCAAGGUGGGACUUUGUGCUCAAUUUGGUGACCUGCUGGGUGCUGCUGGCAUCCCUGGAACAGCAAGCCACCUUGGACAAACAAGGAAACCCACAGGGUCCUUGCAGCAGACAGGAUAUUAGGAGCAGUAGUUCACAACUUCUCAGGAAGGCACGGCCCUUCCCAGAAAGAUAGAAGUGAUGUGACUCACCCAAAGGUCAGGAGAGUGUUUCCUUGUCAGGGAUUUCCCUCUGCACGGAGAAAUUUCUUUGGGAACUGUUCUAAAUUUGGCAGCUGAGUCCCCCAGUGCCAGCUCUGGUAUCUCCAGGCGGUUGAGUACAUAUCCCAUAGGAUGAGGAGAUAUGGAGAUGCCAAAGCAGAGAAGGUGGUGAGUGUGUGGGGGACUCUGCUCCUGGGAGGCCUUCAGCAAGGUCACCACCACCCCACUGAUGUCCCCUGGCAGUGACACCUGUGAGUGCCCUGAGACACCCAGGGUGUGUCAGCCACUCGCUGGGCUGCUCUGCACC
Messenger RNA from Melozone crissalis (California towhee), 2863 nucleotides. RefSeq names its product nicotinamide nucleotide adenylyltransferase 2 (gene NMNAT2). Bases 75 to 1001 code for a protein of 308 amino acids. Gene Ontology annotation, biological process: NAD+ biosynthetic process. The transcript has 11 exons. NCBI's taxonomy places the organism in Eukaryota, Metazoa, Chordata, Aves, Passeriformes, Passerellidae. Gene Ontology annotation, molecular function: nicotinate-nucleotide adenylyltransferase activity; nicotinamide-nucleotide adenylyltransferase activity. The record is from RefSeq and is a predicted model, not a curated record. Gene Ontology annotation, cellular component: Golgi apparatus.